Molecule: messenger RNA, 1968 nt
Organism: Equus quagga
Lineage: Eukaryota; Metazoa; Chordata; Mammalia; Perissodactyla; Equidae
Gene: PRODH
Product: proline dehydrogenase 1
Exons: 14
Coding region: 34-1833 (599 amino acids)
Cellular component (GO): mitochondrion
Molecular function (GO): proline dehydrogenase activity; FAD binding
Source: RefSeq, a predicted model, not a curated record
AAGCAGCCCCGAGACGCUCACGGCCGCCCCGCCAUGGCUCUAAGGCGCGUCGUGUCCGCGCUGCGCCCAGGCCCCGCCCGCCUCGCCCCGCUGUCCACGGCGCCCGUGACCCGCGAGCAGCCCGCGGGCCCGAGGGCGGUGCCGGAACGCCGGGAGGCCGAGGCCGCGCGGCCGCCGGUGCCCGCCGUGGACUUCGGCAACGCGCAGGAGGCGUACCGCAGCCGGCGCAGCUGGGAGCUGGCGCGCAGCCUGCUGGUGCUGCGCCUGUGCGCCUCGCCCGCGCUGCUGGCGCGCCACGAGCAGCUGCUCCUUCUCACCAGGAGGCUUCUGGGGCAAAGGCUGUUCGACAAGCUGAUGAAGAUGACCUUCUACGGGCAGUUUGUGGCUGGCGAGGACCAGGAAUCCAUCCAGCCUCUGAUCCAGCACAACAGGGCCUUCGGCGUGGGCUCCAUCCUGGAUUAUGGAGUGGAGGAGGACCUGAGCCCCGAGGAGGCGGAGCGCCAGGAGAUGGAGUCCUGCACCUCGGCUGCAGAGAAGGAGGGCAGCGGCGCCAGCAAGAGGGAGAAGCAGUACCAGGCCCACCGGGCAUUUGGGGACCGCAGGGACGGCGUCAUCAGUGCCCGCACCUACUUCUAUGCCAGUGAAGCCAAGUGUGACAGCCACAUGGAGACGUUCCUGCGCUGCAUCGAGGCUUCAGGCAGAGCCGGCGAGGACGGCUUCUCAGCCAUCAAGCUCACUGCGCUGGGGAGACCCCAGUUUCUGCUGCAGUUCUCGGAUGUGCUCACGAAGUGGAGACGGUUCUUUCACCAAAUGGCUGCAGAGCAAGGGAAGGCUGGGCUGGCUGCCAUGGACACAAGGCUGGAGGUGGCCGCACUGCAGGAAAGUGUGGCGAAGAUGGGCAUCGCGUCCAGGACGGAGAUUGAGAACUGGUUCACUGCGGAGACCCUGGGCGUAUCCGGCACCCUGGACCUGCUGGACUGGGGCAGCCUCAUCGACAGCAGGACCGAACUCUCCAAGCACCUGGUGGUCCCUAACAUGCAGACGGGACAGCUGGAGCCUCUGCUGUCGCGGUUCACCCAGGAGGAGGAGCUGCAGGUGACGAGGAUGCUGCAGCGGAUGGACGUCCUGGCCAAGAAAGCCAGCGAGGCGGGCGUGCGACUGAUGGUGGACGCCGAGCAGACCUACUUCCAGCCGGCCAUCAGCCGCCUGACGCUGGAAAUGCAGCGCAGGUUCAAUGUGGAGAAGCCGCUCAUCUUUGGCACCUACCAGUGCUACCUCAAGGACGCCUAUGACAACGUCACCCUGGACGUGGAGCUGGCUCGCCGUGAGGGCUGGUGUUUUGGGGCCAAGCUGGUGCGGGGCGCCUACAUGGCCCAGGAGCGUGCUCGCGCUGUGGAAAUUGGCUACGAGGACCCCAUCAACCCCACGUACGAGGCCACCAGCGCCAUGUACCACAGGUGCCUUGACUAUGUCCUGGAGGAGCUGAAGCACAACUCCACGGCUCAGGUGAUGGUGGCCUCCCACAACGAGGACACAGUGCGCUUCACGCUGCGCAGGAUGGAGGAGCUGGGCCUGCACCCUGCCGAUCGCCAGGUGUCCUUUGGACAGCUGCUGGGCAUGUGUGACCAGAUCAGCUUCCCGCUGGGCCAGGCAGGCUUCCCCGUGUACAAGUACGUGCCCUACGGCCCUGUGAUGGAGGUGCUGCCCUACCUGUCCCGCCGUGCCCUGGAGAACAGUGGUGUCGUGAAGGGCGCCUUGCGGGAGCGGCAGCUGUUGUGGCAGGAGCUCUGGCGGAGGCUCCGCACAGGCAGCCUCUUCCACCGCCCGGCUUAGCACUCGAGGGCCACCACCACCCAGCGCUACUCGGCCUCCAGCUCUCCCCAGGAUGUGGCGUCCCAGGGCCCUCAGGCUUACACCGCAGCUACAGCCAACCCCAACCUCACACGGAUUCACCUUUUUACACCCAAG